Mercenaria mercenaria is the source of this 321-nucleotide messenger RNA. RefSeq names its product serine/arginine repetitive matrix protein 5-like. Lineage: Eukaryota; Metazoa; Mollusca; Bivalvia; Venerida; Veneridae. The coding region runs from base 1 to 321 and encodes 106 amino acids. The transcript has a single exon. The record is from RefSeq and is a predicted model, not a curated record.
AUGAGGCGCCAUAACAAAGUAUUCGAAAAUGAUAGCAUUCUUACACGGAAAAACCACGGACCAGACAGGGCUACCCACCGGAGACCAGACCAGGGACCAGACAGGGCUACCGACCGGAGACCAAACCAGGGACCACACAGGGCUACCCACCGGAGACCAAACCAGGGACCAGACAGGGCUACCGACCGGAGACCAAACCAGGGACCAGACAGGGCUACCGACCGGAGACCAAACCAGGGACCAGACAGAGCUACCGACCGGAGACCAAACCAGGGACCAGACAGGGCUACCGACCGGAGACCAAACCAGGGACCAAGGUAA